UACACAAAAAAUGUAUGCACGCAUGACUGUAAGUCGCUUUGGAUAAAAGCGUCUGCUAAAUGGCAUAUUAUAUUAUUAUUAUAUGUCAUUUUUCAUCUUGAUAAGGUCAUCAUCAUUAGCUUUGCAACAUUUUACAGGUUUGUCAAUUUAGUGAAGGAAGCAACCUCAUUCUGUAGCUGUUGAUAAAAUCUUUCAGGAGCUAUAGCUAACGUUGGGUAGCUAACAGAUCGCUUGCUGACAUCGCAAGAAAUGUUAUUUAUUAACUGGUAGCAUAUAACGUUAGCUAGCUAGCUAGCUUGCUGGAACAAAAAACAUCAAGUUUAAGAGCUAGCUACAUUGCGCGAAUCAAGAUGAAAGCCGCCGAGGAUCAAGUUGUGGAGGAUGAGGCCGGAUACCAAGAUGAUGAGGAGUCCUUUUUCCAAGACAUAGACACCCUACAGAAGCAUGGAAUUAACAUGGCAGAUUUAAAGAAGCUGAAGUCUGUGGGUAUCUGCACAGUGAAGGGGAUCCAGAUGACCACACGCAGAGCCCUGUGUAACAUCAAGGGCCUUUCAGAGGCCAAGGUGGACAAGAUCAAAGAGGCUGCUGGGAAAAUGCUGACCAAUGGUUUCCUGACAGCAUUUGAAUAUAGUGCAAAGAGGAAACAAGUGUUCCGCGUCACGACUGGAAGCCUGGAGUUUGAUAAACUACUUGGAGGAGGCAUGGAGAGCAUGGCAAUCACUGAGGCAUUUGGAGAGUUUCGGACAGGCAAGACCCAGCUCUCUCAUACACUGUGUGUCACAGCCCAGCUUCCUGGAGAGGACGGCUACACAGGAGGAAAAGUAAUCUUCAUCGACACAGAGAACACCUUUCGUCCAGACAGGCUGAAGGACAUAGCAGACAGGUUCAAUGUGGACCAUGAUGCUGUGCUGGACAAUGUGUUAUACGCCCGAGCCUACACCAGUGAACACCAGAUGGAGCUGUUGGAUUUUGUGGCAGCCAAAUUCCACGAGGAGGGCGGCGUCUUCAAACUUCUGAUCAUAGACUCCAUCAUGGCUCUGUUCCGGGUAGAUUUCUCUGGGCGAGGGGAGCUGGCAGAGAGACAGCAGAAGCUGGCCCAGAUGCUCUCCCGUCUGCAGAAGAUCUCUGAAGAGUACAACGUUGCAGUGUUUGUCACCAACCAGAUGACUGCAGACCCUGGAGCUGGGAUGUCGUUCCAAGCUGAUCCCAAGAAGCCAAUUGGAGGGCACAUCCUGGCACAUGCGUCCACCACACGAAUCAGCUUGAGGAAAGGACGCGGAGAGUUGAGAAUUGCCAAGAUAUUUGACAGUCCUGAUAUGCCUGAGAAUGAGGCCACUUUCGCCAUCACUCCAGGGGGAAUUGCUGAUGCCAAAGAGUGAAAGACCCUCAUGGAUUUACCAGUAGAGGACAUUUUGUUGUGUUACAAAGUGGGAUUAAAAUAGAUUUAAUUGUC
Coregonus clupeaformis (lake whitefish) is the source of this 1453-nucleotide messenger RNA. RefSeq names its product meiotic recombination protein DMC1/LIM15 homolog. Gene Ontology annotation, biological process: DNA recombinase assembly; DNA strand invasion; mitotic recombination. Gene Ontology annotation, cellular component: condensed nuclear chromosome; nucleus. The record is from RefSeq and is a predicted model, not a curated record. The transcript has 13 exons. Bases 351 to 1379 code for a protein of 342 amino acids. Lineage: Eukaryota; Metazoa; Chordata; Actinopteri; Salmoniformes; Salmonidae. Gene Ontology annotation, molecular function: ATP hydrolysis activity; single-stranded DNA binding; ATP-dependent DNA damage sensor activity.